Molecule: messenger RNA, 843 nt
Organism: Miscanthus lutarioriparius
Lineage: Eukaryota; Viridiplantae; Streptophyta; Magnoliopsida; Poales; Poaceae
Source: the annotation of a GenBank genome assembly
AUGGCGGUGAGCUCGCGGUUCCCCUCCCAACCAGCGGCGCGCGGGCUCCUGCGCCGCACCCCGCCGUGCAUCCUCCCCGUCGAGCGCACUCCGCGCCGCCUCGCCCUGGUCGUCCCCGCCGUCUGCGGGUGGCCUGGACCGGGCGGAUCGCCCGUUCCCAGGCGGCAGCCACCGCCGGCGGACGCCGCGACCGUGGCGCCGACCUCGGCGCCGUCGUCGGCCGCCUCGGUCAUCGAUUUCCUCACCCUGUGUCAUCGCCUCAAGACCACCAAAAGGAAAGGAUGGAUAAACCAUAGCGUCAAGGGCCCUGAGUCUAUUGCUGAUCACAUGUACCGAAUGGCCUUGAUGGCUCUGAUUGCUGGUGAUCUGACUGCUGUCGAAUCGAGAAAGGUCCAUAUCUUCAAAUUAUUGUUAUCUUUCUCGGUUUCGUUAUGCUUUGGCCGUUGUCAUAUGUGUAUCAAAAUUGCUAUUGUGCAUGACAUUGCUGAAGCUAUUGUUGGUGACAUUACCCCAUCGGAUGGUAUACCUAAGGCUGAAAAAAGCCGGCGUGAACAAGCAGCUCUAGAUGAAAUGUGUGAAGUUCUUGGUGGUGGGCCAAUUGCUGAUGAGAUUAAAGAGCUGUGGGAAGAAUAUGAAAACAAUUCUUCUAUUGAAGCCAAUCUUGUAAAAGAUUUUGAUAAAGUGGAAAUGAUUCUUCAAGCAUUGGAAUAUGAGAAAGAACAUGGCAAAGUGCUAGAUGAGUUCUUUCUCUCCACUGCUGGCAAGUUCCAGACAGAGAUUGGUAAGAGCUGGGCUGCUGAAGUAAACGCGAGGAGAAAGGAGGGAUGCGGAAAGCAGAAGUAG